Messenger RNA from Lodderomyces elongisporus, 2373 nucleotides. RefSeq names its product Kar9p (gene KAR9). Gene Ontology annotation, biological process: establishment of spindle localization; nuclear migration along microtubule; mitotic spindle orientation checkpoint signaling. Bases 1 to 2373 code for a protein of 790 amino acids. The transcript has a single exon. Lineage: Eukaryota; Fungi; Ascomycota; Pichiomycetes; Serinales; Debaryomycetaceae. Gene Ontology annotation, cellular component: spindle pole body; mating projection tip; cell cortex. The record is from RefSeq and is a predicted model, not a curated record.
AUGACUUCAGUUACUGGAAGAUCAACUACUGUUAAACUAUCUUAUUUGCUCAAUUCAGUUCCAAACUUUUCGUUUUUUGAUGAGCUAAUAAACAUCACCGCACCUAACCAGAGGUUACUGGUGCAGCUACUGCAGCACGACAUAUUUAAAAUCAACAAAAUCUUGGAUGACAUAAUCCUUUAUCUAAAUGAUUUGGUCUCCACGGCCAACAAAAUUAGCCAAGUGUCAAGAGACAUCGAUGAAAUGCUACCUUGGUACUUGGAGGGUAAACUUUCUGUAAUUGAUUUGCUACGAAAUUUGGACAGCAUCGACUCAAUCAUAUCACGACUAUUGUUUUUGCUUGAAAAUCAAGAUUAUGAUACAGAUGGUGAUCCGCACAUUCAAGUAAAUCAGAGUCUAAUACGGAAAUUUGAAGAAUCGAGCGAUUUACUACUUGAUGUAAAGAAAUCACUGAUUAUGCUCAAAAAAAAUCUAGACAUUGCUAUCAAUUACCAUGAGCUAAUGGAUAUGGUGAUCAAAUCUUUGAAGGAUGAAAUUGAGGAUUGCAUAAACAUUGUAGUGCAAUUAAGAUCUUACAAAUUAACUAGUCCUAGAAAAGUGUUACCUAAAUUCAGUUUGAAUGCCAUUGUGUCAAAAAUGCAAGUACAUAAUUUUACAUCCGGUAUGUUUAUCUCCAACUCCACAAAUUCGGCAUCAAAUUCCAAUACAAUAAUAUCAGCAACUACAAGUACACCCCAAUCCCCAUCCGUAUCAAAAUCAAUAAAGUUACCUACCUUUAAUGAUUUAGACGAGAACAUAUAUGAAGAGUACUUGUUACUUGAAGAAAAGGUUUCCCCAUUAAAUAUAUCAUUAGACAUUGUUCCAUCCAAGAUUGAGGAGUUCAACACACUUUGCUCGCAUUCUGCAUUUAUUGUUUCCAAAGAAAAAGUCUUGCUUGCAUACGAAACAAUGUUGGACAAAUGGCAUUUCCUUAAGGGGCAAAUGAAAAUAAUGAAACACGAAUCCAUUGAUCUCACCUGGAACGAAGUGUUCAACUAUUUAGUAGCACAGACGACGCAUGAAUGUGGAAAAUUAAUUGAGUUGUUUGGUCACUUGGAUACGGCAAAGAGUGCGGAGGCACUCUCUUUAGCUGGCGACGAAAUUGGAGACAAGUAUAAAGCUUGUUCAAAUUCCAUACAGUUAACUCAAAAGGCAAUCCAAGAAAACAUCAUCACCGAUGACAGUAUUGUCGCUCAGUUUUACGAAACACUUCAACCAAGAUGGAUGGAAGUUAAUGAGCUAAUAACUCAAAGCAAAGCCAAAACGGAGUCCAUCGAAAGCUCUACCAGGACCAUUCAGCUACCGAAACGCAAUACGAGUAGCGGCUUGCGGCCCUUCCAAAUAGGAUCGCGCAACUCUUCAUUAAACAACGAAAGGCCCAUUAGUAAUGGGUUGGGGAUUGAUUUCAAUGUUGAUGUUGAAACUGUCACAAUUCCUUUGAGUGUUCAAAAGAAGGACAAAGUGAUUGAUUUUUUUCAAAAGAACAUCAAGAUCAAACAUAAGAACAAAAACAAUGCAUUUCAUCAAAUAAAUAAUUUUAAUAAUAGUGAUGAGGAUGAUAAUGAUGAAGAGAAUGAUGGUGAUAAUGGUGGUGAUGACAACAAUCAUAAUGCUGAUCACGAGCAGGAUGUAAAACCCCAAGGAAAAAAUUUGAAAAGCACGCUUGUUGACGCAUUUGAAGCAUUGAAGAUUGACAACAAGGAUAUUGAGGAAAGAACUUUAGUAAGUAGCCCACCCGCACCUUCAAACGUUGCUGAUGCCAAACUGAAUAGAGAAAGGUGUGCAACAUUUGAUGCGAACGUUUACUUUGAAAACAUACUCAAUUCAAGUGUGAGAAAACCUUCUAGAUUACCAAGAAUAUCUAUAAAUUACAUACAACAUGGCUACCCAGUCAUCACUAAGAGAAGAGGAUACACCAAGAUCCCUGAAAUCAAUGCAUCGCAUCCGGUUUUUCAAUCACCUUAUAAGCAAAGAGGUAGAAGCCGAGGCUCUAGUCAGAGUCAAAUACAAGGUCAAAGACAAGGUCAAAACCAAAAUCACAGUCCUCAUUCUACCAAUCACCACCAUAUCAUCCAGAAUGAUAUACAAUCUUCGCCUUAUAGUCGACAGAAUAAUCCUUUUCGUGAUUAUAGUUCAAGAAUUGGCUCCACAGCCACUGUUAUUGGUAGACCAAACUCACUUUUGAACGAAAUGAACAUUCCAAACUUGACAUACUCUAGAAGAUUGAGCUAUAACAGCACAUCGCCCGAACGGCCACCUUCUUCUUUAGGGUCGCGGUAUGACGAUGAAAAUUUGCUAAGGGCUUUAUCAGAGUCACGACCUAUAUGGAAGUGA